ACGAGGAGGUGCAGCAGCAGAAGCACCAGUACGACGGCCUCAUCAAGGAAGUCAUGGUAGGCAGAGAGGGGGAGAGAUCAGGGCGAAAGAUCUUCGUCAGUGUGUGUCUGUGUGUCUGUGGGCUCUUUAGGCUGUGAGUGCCUUCCUGAAGCCCGUCAGUGGCGACGAUCCCAUUCGCUCGGUGGAGGUCUGUGGCCAUCUCAUCGCGACGGCCGAGUCCACACUCACUGAGAUGGGCAACGUCGCACUGGCGAGCAGAUUCCAGCUGUAAGUGACCACCACACACACACCACACACGAGGCGGGCAGGGAACAGUCGCUCCCUCUUUGGUCGCUUUGUGUGUGUGGCCAGGUGGCCCGCUGCCGUCGAGGACGUGUCGGAGGAGCACAUCCGUCGACUGGUCGACUACCACCGCCGCAAACGACACGCCGCCGCCGUCGCUGACGAGUGUCUGCAGGGCUGCGUGGCUGUGCCGCUCAAGAUGGGCAACGGCCCCAAGCAGGACUUCUUCAACAAGACAGCCGCCAUGUACGGUGUCGAUCUCAGUGGCAUCGAUCUCAGGUAACCCUGCCCAAUGAUCAUACUUAUUCUUACCCUCUGCGUGUCUGUGCAGCGUCGAGACUGAGGAGAGUGCGGAGGUGGUGCAGCAGGGCACAACCACGGCCGCGGCCAAGAAGGCGGCCAAGAAGCUCAAGGUGCGGCUGAUUCGAUCCAUCGGCGGUGCCUGGUGUGCCAUCUUGUGUCGUUGCUGUGUUGGGUUGGGUUUAGGAUUCCAACGAGCCCAAGAGGGCCCGUAGCGCAUUCAUUCUGUUCACGAUGGACCGCCGCGACGAACUCAUCGCGCAAGAUCCUAACUUGUAUGGGCGCGUGACGGUACGCUCACACUCUCACAGACACACAACGCACCGACCGAUGCCCAUCAAGCUGACAGCGGCCAUCCAUCUGCGUGUGUGUGUGUUGUCUGGAUGGAUCGAUGUCUUCGUCACUCAGGAGGUGUCCAAGAUAUGUGGGGCCGAGUGGAAGAGCAUGACGGACGAGCAGCGCAACUCUUACAAGAUCAAAGCCGAGAAGGACAAGGUCAGACACACACCAACACACACACACACAGACACAGACACAGGGGGGUCAGUUCUUGUGCACGGCGCCCUAUGUGUAUGUAUUGUCUGUGCGUCAGGCGCGUUACGAGCGGGAGAUCAUCGAGUACCACAAGCAAUUGGCGGCCGUUGACGGAGAUCCUCAGCCCGGUGGCAUCUCGCGCGACCAAGUCAUGCAGAAGCCCGUCGUCUUGCCCAAGUUUCCCCUCGGCGGCAAGGGCAAGGCCACGGACAAAUCCGCACCGCCGCCCUGGGCCAGGCCGGCCGCCAAGAAGGUCAAGGUACGCGGCAACAUUCCCAGCAUCCAAGAGGCGCUGGACGAGGCCAUCGCGGGGCCGGCGCCCAUCCCCAGCAAGAUGGGCCAGAAGGCCAGCGCUGCCAAGACGGAGACACAGGAGGACAUGGUAUGCUGGCACACAUCGGCUCACGUGACUGCAUACCCAUUACCAUCUUUCUGUGUGUUCUGAGGCGCUAGGGUGACGAUGGCUGA
This is a messenger RNA of Vitrella brassicaformis, 1584 nucleotides long. The record is from the annotation of a GenBank genome assembly. Lineage: Eukaryota; Vitrellaceae.